Vespa mandarinia (Asian giant hornet) is the source of this 682-nucleotide messenger RNA. RefSeq lists its product as uncharacterized. Gene Ontology annotation, cellular component: nucleus. The record is from RefSeq and is a predicted model, not a curated record. Lineage: Eukaryota; Metazoa; Arthropoda; Insecta; Hymenoptera; Vespidae. Gene Ontology annotation, biological process: transcription initiation at RNA polymerase III promoter; transcription by RNA polymerase II.
AUAACGCUGCCAUCGUUUCAUCAUUUUUGUCUCCUAUUGGUUCGUCGCGAUACAAUACAACGACGGUAGCGCCAUCUUAUCAACCAUAAUGUAAUACAAUAUUCUAACCUCUUGUUUGAAAUUACCUUCUUACUUGUCAUUCCUUUUUUUUUUUGGAUAUAUUUAGAUAUAUUCUCAUGAUCAAUUUAUAUCAUUUAAGAGGCAUGAUUGUAAUUAUAAAUUUGAAACUUUAAAAAAUGGACAAAGAUAUUAAUACGAAUAGAAAACUUAAUGAGUGGAUAAACUUUCAGAAACAACUUUUAGAAGAGAAAAAUUUUCUCACAGAUAUAUUAUCUAAACUUGACAAACAGAUACACGCACUUCAGGUUGAACAGUUACACUUAUUAAGUGUUAUAAAUACAAAAAGUAAUGCCAGUGAUAUUUGCAAAGAUACAGAUCAAGCUUUAUCUUUGCAACCAACAAAUAGCGAUCAGCCUACAAAACAAAAACCUUUAGAUUUAUCAGUACCUGUUUUAAUGGAUUUUAAAGAAGAAGAAAGUGAAGACGAUAAUUAUGACGAACUGGAUGAUGAACUCGAUGAUGUAUUAGAUGACGAAAUGGAUGAACAAUGGAUGUAAUGAACUAAUGUCAUCAAAUCAUUUUGUACAUACAUAGAUUAAAUAAAAUGAACAUACAAAUUUAA